Messenger RNA from Guyanagaster necrorhizus, 654 nucleotides. RefSeq lists its product as uncharacterized. Bases 104 to 646 code for a protein of 180 amino acids. The transcript is spliced from 3 exons. The record is from RefSeq and is a predicted model, not a curated record. NCBI's taxonomy places the organism in Eukaryota, Fungi, Basidiomycota, Agaricomycetes, Agaricales, Physalacriaceae.
AUGCCGGCAGAGAGGUAAGUCCAAAAUUUCGAGAAAGGCGCGUAAUUUGCGUUGACGGGCGAUGAUAAUACCGUGACAAGUUCGGAGAUGGUGGUGGAUAUCGAUGGUGGCCAGUUAUACUUGUACACUCGUGCAAGCAUACUGUUGGGACGUGGGAAAGCGGCAACCCGGCAUCAACGCAUACCACGACCAUCCAAGCGUAUUCAAACGGCCACUCGUCGUUCCCUCUUAUGACCACCGACAGACGUUCAUCUUGUCUUUGGAGGUUCCUCAACGAGCUCUGUGUCGCACACUCAAGCCACGAUCUCCGUUUCCCUACAAAGUGAGCGCGCGCUUGGAAGGAAAGGAGGUAGAAAUGUCAGGAUUCUGGGGCUCGUUGGCGCGUAAUCCCAGAAUGGAAUUCUGGUCUGGCAAGUCCUCGAGGUUACAUGAUCGCAUCAGAUACGUCCGACCAGAAGACGGGAAAUGGAGGGUUGAUUUGUUUGGCGCCUUAGACUCGCGAUUGGUUGUAACAGCACGAGCUCUGUACCCGAUUCUGAUCUCAUCUUUUUUUGUUGGGCGUCGUGGAGGAGCCCGUACCCUAGUAUUUACUUCUGACCAUAGGUGCGCGCUGCUUUCAAUUCAGCCUAUCCCGUACUGGCGGUAGAGUUUGGG